AUGCCGGGAAGGGUAGUCCACCACGAGGCCCGCCUGGGCCUAGCCCGGGGGGGCUCCCCGGGGGUAGCGGGGUUACCGGGCCGGGACCGGGUGCGCGUCCCCGUCCCCCCCCCACCUCAGCAAGCCGUUCCAGCGUUCCCGUGCCGACGGGCCGGGAGGGGGAUGCAGGAAGGCGCCAGGAAUGAGGAGGUAAAAACCUGGCAGUUGAAGCAUUUUGGUGGGGGGAAAGGGGCCGGCAGCGCUCCCGAAAUCUCGCCGCCGCGCUCGACUGUGACGGUGAAGGAGGCCGAUGUCCACCAGCAGAACCCCCCCAAGUUCGACAAGAUCGAGGACAUGGCCAUGCUGACCUUCCUCCAUGAGCCUGCUGUCCUCUACAACCUCAAGGAGCGCUACGCUGCCUGGAUGAUCUACACCUACUCAGGGCUCUUCUGCGUGACUGUCAACCCCUACAAGUGGUUGCCUGUCUACAACGCCGAGGUGGUGGCUGCCUACCGGGGCAAGAAGCGGAGUGAAGCUCCGCCCCACAUCUUCUCCAUCUCCGACAAUGCCUACCAGAACAUGCUGACAGACCGUGAGAACCAGUCCAUCCUCAUCACCGGAGAAUCCGGGGCGGGGAAGACAGUCAACACCAAGAGGGUCAUCCAAUACUUCGCCAGCAUCGCUGCCCUCGGCGACCGCAAGAAGGAUGCCACCAAUAGCAGCAAGGGCACCCUGGAGGAUCAAAUCAUCCAGGCCAACCCUGCCUUGGAGGCCUUCGGCAACGCCAAAACCAACCGCAACGACAACUCCAGCCGCUUCGGCAAGUACAUGGACAUCAACUGACUUGGCGCCCCCACGGGCGGCCCCAUCCACAACUACCUCCUGGAGAAGUCUCGAAUCCUCCAGCAGCAGCCGGGAGAGAGGAAUUUCCACGCCUUCUACCAACACCCUUGGGUGCCCACCACCCUGUCCUGUUCCCAGGCCAUCUACGAGCGUCUCUUCUGCUGGAUCGUGGGACGCAUCAACGCCAGCAUUGCCGCCCGCGGCUACGACGCCCGUCUGCACGGCAAGAGCACCGUCAUCGGCGUCCUCGACAUCUACGGCUUCGAGAUCUUCGACACCAACAGCUUCGAGCAGUUCUGCAUCAACUACUGCAACGAGAAGCUGCAGCAGCUCUUCAUCGAGCUGAUCCUGCGGCAGGAGCAGGCCGAGUACCAGCGGGAGGGCAUCGCCUGGCAGAGCAUCGAGUACUUCAGCAACGAGCCCAUCGUGGAGCUGGGGGAGCAGCCGCACCGCGGCAUCCGCGCUCUCGGCCGCCACCCCCACUACACCAGCCGCAAGCUCUGCCCCACAGAUAAGACCAUGGAGUUCAACCGGGACUUCCGCAUCAAGCACUACGCUGGAGAUGUCACCUGGGGGGUUGGUGGCACAGCCAUGGGGUGGGAGCAGGGCACCCGAUGCCGCCAGCCCCACGGCAACACUGUCCCCAGCGCGGACCCCGUCCUGCGUGCCAUGUGGCCCGACGGCGAGCAGAGCAUCACCGAGGUCACCAAGCGCCCGCUGACCACCGGCACGCUCUUCAAGAACUCCAUGGUGGCGCUGGUGGAGAACCUCGCCUCCAAGGAGCCCUACUACGUGCGCUGCAUCAAACCCAACGACCAGAAGUCGCCGACGGUUUGACUAGAUGACCCACAGAGGUCCCUUCCACCCCCCAACAUUCUGUGAUUCUGUGGGACCCCGCUGGCACGCCCCUCACCCCACUUUGUCCCCAGGUACAAGAUGACCUGCGAGUACACGUGGCCCAACCACCUGAUGGCCAGCGACCGCGAGGCCACGCAAGCCCUCCUGGAGCAGCACGGCUUCCAGGACGACGUGGCUUACGGCCACACCAAGGUCUUCAUCCGCACGCCCCGCACCCUCUUCUGCCUCCAUGCCGCCUACGGAUGA
This is a messenger RNA of Opisthocomus hoazin, 1926 nucleotides long. NCBI's taxonomy places the organism in Eukaryota, Metazoa, Chordata, Aves, Opisthocomiformes, Opisthocomidae. The record is from RefSeq and is a predicted model, not a curated record.